Messenger RNA from Aureobasidium namibiae CBS 147.97, 405 nucleotides. Its product is annotated as mitochondrial import inner membrane translocase subunit tim-16. Gene Ontology annotation, cellular component: TIM23 mitochondrial import inner membrane translocase complex. The transcript has 2 exons. Lineage: Eukaryota; Fungi; Ascomycota; Dothideomycetes; Dothideales; Saccotheciaceae. Gene Ontology annotation, biological process: protein import into mitochondrial matrix. The coding region runs from base 1 to 405 and encodes 134 amino acids. The record is from RefSeq and is a predicted model, not a curated record.
AUGGCGCACCGCAUAGUAACCCAAGUCUUCAUAACUGGCACCCGCGUCUUCGGCCGCGCCGUCUCGGAAGCCUGGCGCCACGCCUCUGCCUCACAAAAAUACCAAGCCGCAACCGGAAUCAAGGGAAGCACCGGCGGAGCAGGCCUGACACUGGAUGAAGCCUGCAAGAUCCUCAAUGUCGGCCCUCCCAAGGGCGGCAAGGCAAACAUGGAACAAGUGACGGAGCGCUUCAAGAAACUCUUCGACCAAAACGAUCCCAAGAAGGGAGGCAGUUUCUACCUGCAGAGCAAGGUGCUAAGAGCAAGAGAAAGAAUUGAGAUGGAAGUGCGAGAGGCGGCGAGGGCGGCGGAGAGGGAAGCAGAGUUGGCGGAAGGAUGGAAGCCAAAGGUUUACAAAGGCCGAUGA